UCACCAACUUCCUCUUUCUCUCCUGUCUGUUUUGUUUGUAAAUAAAGAAAGCAACUAAGCGAGAGGGGUUUUUUCUUCUAAAAUGAAUUAAAUUACAAUAUAUUUGCUUAAGGGGAUAUAUUUGAAAUUAAAGAGUGAUUGAAUUUAGGUUAUAAUAUAUUUUUUUCAAUAACUACAUGCAAGAAUGUUGAAGCAUCUACUUAAAAGAAAGUUAGACGUUAUUGGCCGCAAUAUGUUACAUACAUUUACUAUCCCAGAAGGAAAAACAUUUAUCAAUGGCAAAUGGGUAUCAGCUAAAUCUGGAAAGGAAUUUGAUGUUUUUAAUCCUGCGAACGGAGAAGUUAUUGCAAAGGUUCCUGAUUGCAACACUUCUGAUUUGGAUGAUGCAAUUCAUGGUGCUUCAGAAGCCUUCAAAACAUGGAGCAACACUACUGCAAAGGAAAGGUCAGAUGCUUUGAGAAGAAUGUUUGAUAUUCUGAAAAAACAUACUGACAGUUUAGCUAAAUUGAUGACUUUAGAGAUGGGCAAAUCUAUUAAGGAGGCAACAGGAGAAAUUGGUUAUGGAGCAUCUUUUUUGGAAUGGUUUUCAGAAGAAGCUAGACGUAUUAAUGGAGAAAUUCUUCAAUCGCCAGCUAAAAGUAAACAGCUGAUGAUAAUAAGGCAACCAAUUGGUGUAGCUGGUAUUAUAACACCUUGGAAUUUUCCGAAUGCUAUGAUUACUCGCAAAGUUGGAGCUGCUUUAGCUGCUGGAUGCACAUGUGUAAUUAAACCUGCAGAAGAUACCCCAUUAUCUGCUUUGGCAAUUGCUCAGAUUGCUGAAGAAGCAAAAAUACCUUCUGGUGUGAUAAAUGUUGUAACUUGUUCAAGAAUUCACACUAAAGAUAUAGGAAAAAAAUUAUGUGAAGAUUCAAAAGUGGCUACUAUUUCAUUUACUGGAUCAACUGCUGUUGGUAAACUUUUGCUUCAAGAUUGUGCUCCGUAUGUGAAGAGAGUGUCGCUUGAGUUGGGUGGAAAUGCUCCAUUUAUUGUAUUUAAUUCAGCAAAUGUAUCAGCUGCUGCUGAUGGUGCCAUAGCUUCCAAGUUUCGAAACUCUGGGCAGGCGGAUAGACAUGUAAAAGAUGCUGUAAACAAAGGUGCAGAACUAGUUACAGGAGGUAAAGUGCAUUCCAGUGGGAAAUGUUUCUAUGAGCCCACUCUGCUGAAAAAUGUUAAGACUGACAUGUUAAUUUGUCAGGAGGAAACUUUUGGACCAGUAGCUGGAGUUAUGAAAUUUAAAUCUGAAGAAGAAGCUAUAGAAAUAGCAAAUACUGCCAAGACUGGACUGGCAGGUUAUUUUUACUCUCAAGAUAUUUCUCAGAUAUGGAGAGUCGCUAAAGCUCUUGAAGUUGGGAUGGUAGGAGUAAAUGAAGGAAUUAUAUCUACGGCAGAAGCUCCAUUUGGCGGUAUCAAAGAAUCCGGGAUCGGAAGAGAAGGAUCACAUUAUGGAAUUGACGAAUAUGUGAACAUGAAGUACAUCUGCCUCGGUGGGCUGAACUAAUGCAUUUUGUUAUUAAAAUCUCCUGUCUUCCACAUUUCUGCAGAUAGGACCAAGAUUUAUUUAGUGUCAUAAUUUUUUUAUAUACAUUCGUUGAUUUCUUGUUUUGUUUUAAAGUCUAUAUUUUUACUUGUUAUGAAGUACUUGUACAACUAUUUUUUACUGUAUGAAAUAAAAA
Molecule: messenger RNA, 1712 nt
Organism: Parasteatoda tepidariorum (common house spider)
Lineage: Eukaryota; Metazoa; Arthropoda; Arachnida; Araneae; Theridiidae
Gene: Ssadh
Product: succinic semialdehyde dehydrogenase
Biological process (GO): GABA catabolic process
Cellular component (GO): mitochondrion
Molecular function (GO): succinate-semialdehyde dehydrogenase (NAD+) activity
Source: RefSeq, a predicted model, not a curated record